Molecule: messenger RNA, 2194 nt
Organism: Moneuplotes crassus
Lineage: Eukaryota; Ciliophora; Spirotrichea; Euplotida; Euplotidae
Source: the annotation of a GenBank genome assembly
AUGGAAUAUUCAUAUCAGUCUGAUAAGUUCAUUGAUGGCAAAGAAUGGAAUAAGCCUAAACUAAGUGAAGAAGAGAUUAAAUAAGUUUUUAAUCCCAGAAGAUCUAGAUGACAUUGAAAGAGCUUUACUGCUUUUAAAAUAAGACUAAUUCUAUACAAAGAGCGUCAGUAUUAAUAAAUCUUCCCAGCUUGAUAAGAGAUUACCCUGAAUCUCAAGAUGUACUCCUUCCUAAAAUCUUCAAGGAUGUUCUUUCAUGGGAUGAGGAACUACAGGUAGAGUGAGGAGCAUCUCUAGCAGUCAUAAUCGAAGAAGAUUUGCUUUCUCAAGAGAUGAAAGAUAAAUUUCAUAUUUUCAUUCUUGAAGCUUUAGAAUCAUGGAACAAGGCUAAUUGGGAUGUUUUAUGCGAACACUAUAUCCGACAUUUGGAUAAAUUUAAGGAUGACGAAGAAGAAAGGAGAACAAUAAUUUACAGUUUUGUUGAUUUAUGAAUGUCUCUCUGAGAACUUUCUCAAGCCAUACCAUCUCGUUGCACAGGAGCGAGACUAAUGGCUACUAUAUCAAAUAUCAUUGAUAAAGAUAUUGCAACCAAAAGAGUAGUACCUCGUCUAAUAAACUUGUGAUGAGACUUCAAUUGGGAACUAAGAAAAGCAGUCGCUGGCCAUCUCUCUUGCAUAUUCAACUUACUUUCUCCCGAAGAGUGAGAUAGUACUUUCUUUGAAAUUAUGGUUGAUUUGCUUGAUGACGAGGAAAGUGAAGUUAAAAAUUUUGCAAUAGAAGGGUUCUUCAACAAUAUUGACAAAUUUUCUCCCCAAAAAGUUGAAGAUAACUGUAUUGGAAUCAUCUCUGAUCUUAUAAAGAAUGAGGAAAAUACUGAAUUUUUAAAUGAUUGCAUAGAAAUUGCUAUAGAGAAAAGCGAAGUUCUUCGAAAGCAUUUUGGGUCUCCAGAAUAUAUGCAACAAGAAGGCAGCGAAUUAACAAAUUGAAUAUUAUUUAAAAGCCCAUGAUUGGUAGAAACAUUAGGUGUUGAGUAUUUUAUGGAAAACAUAUUUGAAUACUAUCAACUGUUGCUGGAAAGUGAGAGUAUUGAUGUCAGAAAAAGAAUAGCAGGAAAUUUUCAUGAAAUGAUUGAUAAAUUUGGUACUAUUAACUCGUUCAAAUAUGAUUUACACAAAAUAGUCAUCAAGCUGAUGACAGAUAAGUCUGUCGAUGUACAGGGAACAAUCUGCAUUUGAAUAGAUCAAAUCACAAAUAUACUUUGAAUAGAAAAAUUGCAAUUAUCUGAUGAUGAAGAAACUGAUAUUGAAAAAGCAUCAAGUUUUAAAUUGCUAUUUGCCAAAACAUUUUCUUGAAUGGAAGAGACUAUAAAAUCGAACUAUCGGCACUUGAUUAGGUGGAUAGAUGCUUUAUACAAAACCCUAUCGUUAUUUAAUCCAAGUUCCUUGCACAAAAAGAUUAUUCCAAUUGUUAUAGGGCACUUAAAGGGACAUAAAGAAACAAGAAAGUUUUGAAUAGAGUUUUUGGGGAGGUUGAUUUCGGAUCAGUCAAACUCCAGUUUUCAGAGAUUAGUGUGAGAUCUGUCUUCAGACCUUCCAUUUGCAUCUUCAAGCUUUACUCGAAGUAUUUAUUUAGAACUCAUUGAAGGCCUCACGGACCAUGUUUCAAAGAGAUUGUUCUGAAGUGUGUUCUUGGAUGCUUAUUUCCUGCUCUCGAAAGACAAGUGUUCGAAUGUAUUAAUUAAAUUUUGAUCAGCGACUCCAAAAAUAUACAGAAAGGUGGGAUUUGAAGAUAGCAAAUAACAGAGAAAGAAUAGUCAACAUUAUCAAAGGCAUUACAGAAAAUAAUAUUAAGCCUUCUGUGAAAGAACAAGCAGCCAAAUGCUAUGAGAAAAUAGCUUCGAUGGGCAUUGCUUCAGGAGCAAUGAAGACCCUAAGGAUAGAAGAGGAGAAGAAAAUGAUGGAGCAUGAAAAGGAUAUUUGAGAUCGAGACAAGCUUGAGUUCUAUAAAGAAAAGAAACUCUUACACAACGGUAUCAAAGGAUAUGGUAUGGAUUAUGAGUCCAAGUCUUCUUUUCCAAAAUCCUCAUCUCAGGUUAAGAUAAAGAAAACUGUCAAAAAGAAGAAAGUAGUAAAGAAAAAGAAAGCAGUAAAGAGCUAAUCGAUCAAAAUGGAGAGUGAUUUUAAUUAUUAAAAAUAUU